AAUAAACCAACACAAUCCGUAUUCAAUAAGGAAUAAUCAGAAAGAAACAACACGAUCGCCAUUUUGGUUAGAGAACACACAACAACAACAACAACAAAAAAAUGGCGAUCGUGAGUCCCAAUUUCUGUGCACCCUACCCAAUAGAGUUGGGGAUUGUACGCAAGGUGAUGACUAUAACAGAUGGUAACUUUACUGUCACCGACGCCAACGGCAAUCUCCUUUUCAAGGUCAAAGAGCCUUUGCUUAGCCUCAGCGACAAACGGGUUUUAAUGGACGCAUCAGAUAACCCUAUAUUGACUCUCCGUGAAAAU
This is a messenger RNA of Camelina sativa (false flax), 311 nucleotides long. The record is from RefSeq and is a predicted model, not a curated record. NCBI's taxonomy places the organism in Eukaryota, Viridiplantae, Streptophyta, Magnoliopsida, Brassicales, Brassicaceae.